This is a messenger RNA of Pseudoliparis swirei, 2827 nucleotides long. It is a transcript of the gene srd5a1, whose product is annotated as steroid-5-alpha-reductase, alpha polypeptide 1 (3-oxo-5 alpha-steroid delta 4-dehydrogenase alpha 1). The record is from RefSeq and is a predicted model, not a curated record. NCBI's taxonomy places the organism in Eukaryota, Metazoa, Chordata, Actinopteri, Perciformes, Liparidae. Gene Ontology annotation, cellular component: membrane. Bases 59 to 856 code for a protein of 265 amino acids. Gene Ontology annotation, molecular function: 3-oxo-5-alpha-steroid 4-dehydrogenase activity. Gene Ontology annotation, biological process: steroid biosynthetic process. The transcript is spliced from 5 exons.
GUCCACUGUUUGUAUUUAUUUAUUUGUGUUGUUGUAGUUUUGUAGCGCUUCUCCCGCGAUGGACGCGCUCCUCUCCCGGCUCUUCUCCUCGGAAGAAGAGGAGCUGCACACGUUGGACUGCAUGGCUUACGCGAUGGUCCUCAUGGCAGCGUGCACUUGUGUCACGCUGCUCUUCGAGAACGUCCCGUACGGCCGCUACGCCACCAGGAAGUACGGGUUCCCGGUGGAUGCCCGACUGGCCUGGUUUAUCCAGGAGCUGCCCGCCUUCAUGCUGCCCCUGGGUCUGGUGUUCUGGACGUCCUGUGCGAGAACCUCCAUGCUGCCCAACCAGCUGCUCAUCGCCAUGUACUUCUGCCACUAUGUCCAGAGAUCCCUUAUUUAUCCAUUAUUAAUCCGAGGAGGUAAACCGACCCCGUUCAUCUCGUUUGCCCUGGCCAUCGUGUUCUGCACGUAUAAUGGCUUCAUGCAGGUGAGGUACCUGAGCCAUUAUGCAGACUACCCUGCAGGUUGGGUGACACGGCCGUCCUUCAUUGCAGGGUCCGUGCUGUGGCUGCUCGGCUGGCUGGUGAAUCUGCACUCUGACCACAUCCUGAGGAACCUGAGACAACCCGGGGAGACCGGCUACAAGAUUCCCACAGGAGGACUCUUUGAAUACGUGUCGGGGGCCAACUUCCUCGGGGAGAUCGUGGAGUGGGUCGGCUUCGCUCUGGCCGGCGGCUCCGCCCACAGCUCGGCCUUCGCCCUCUUCACCGCGGUGGUCCUCAGCAGCAGGGCUCUGGCCCACCACAAAUGGUACCUGGCGAAGUUCGAGGACUACCCUCCACGCAGGAAGGCGCUGAUUCCCUUCCUGUUCUAGAAGCUCCACGGGAAGCCUGAGCAUGUCUCCUGGUUCUGGUUCUCCUGGCUCUGACAAUGCCAGCUUAGAAGAAUGCCACAGUGCUUUCGUGUAGUUUUUGACUAAAUGACAUUUAAAAAGGUCCGGUCUGUUAUCGCUGCAAACCAAAUGAAACUCAUCUGACAAGCAACACAUAAAAAGCCUUAAUCUCGCAUAUAUAUAUUUUUACGUGUGUGUGAAUGUACUGGGUCUGCUGGUGAUGCAACAUUUAGUUGCCAGGAAAUGCAAAGCAGACGCUUUAAGUGUCUCCUUCUUUCAAGCGAGUCGUCCGGUGCGACCGCAUCGCUUUCCAGGAGGCGGAUUCCCCCACACAUUUUUCUUUUAUCUUUCUUUGGGUGGCAUCAGAAAGACUUCUCAUCGCCUCAAAGUCCAGAGAGGAGGUCAAGCGAGGAGCUCAAUAACUCACUGUUACCUGAAAUGACUGAGUGUGUUGAGCAUCGCCAACGUGUGUGCGUGUGUGUGUGUGUGAGACUGAAUGAAAGACGAGGGACAAAAGAUGAGAGAAACACUGCAAUCGAUCUUAACAGCUCUCUUCUAUUCCGUUAUCGUGUCAUAAUCGCGUUUACAUGUAACCGGAUCACUGUGGGUCAGGACUCUUCUGGAUAUAUAUAUAUUAGGGCUGUCAGCGUUAACGCGUUAAUCUAUGCGAUUAAUGUGGCCGCGUUAACACACUAAAAUAUUUUAACGCAAUUAACGCAAUUUUUUAUUUUUUAAAUAUACUUUAUUAAUCCACAAGGGGAAAUUAGUUCUCUGCAUUUAACCCAUCCUUAGUUAUUAAGGAGCAGUGGGCUGCAGUGAUGCAACUGGGGGUUCAGUGCCUUGCUCAAGGACACUUCGACUUGCUUCCGGUGUGCCUUGAAGUUUUUACACUCCUCUGAGUGUCAAACCGCGGCAGUGCGGUUUGACACUGUUUCCGUUUUUAAAACAAUUAUUUCUCCGCGAAAAUAAGGAGCAGAAAUCAGUUUAACUCGUGGAUGAAUCAGUCGGGUUUCCUCCUGCUCCUCCUUCCUCCCGUCUCCCCCUCUGAUACACAGAGGAACAGAGGGGCGACGUGUCGGGUGACGCGGCGCGGAAAGAACCGUGUCACCGUGAUUGGUCAAUCCGUUUGUCUGUCAACAUUUUGGGAAAAAACAACCAAUGAACACUCAGUAAAUCACAAAGGACCUCCCACCUCACAGGUGAGGCUCAUUUAGCAGCCUGUCAGUCAGAGAACACGGCACCAGGACAAUGAGCCUAAUUACAGAGCUGAGAUUGUUCUGGAAUGUUUGAUGUAUAACACGUGGGGGUGUGUCACAUGCAAAAGACUUUAAACGGUGAAUUUAAUUUAUUUUGUAAAAUGUAUAAAAUGAGCCCAGCCUCCAGAGGGUUAACGUGACAUAUGUGAAUGUCAGUCAGUUACCAAGGCCACUGGUUCUGCUGUUCAGUGUUAAAGAUGACAGGACCAAUGGGGUCUCAAUAUACUUCUUUUUUUUAACUAAUCUGAUGUUUCACUGAAGAAACAAUUUAUCAUCCACGAUAUUAAAUACCUCGCUGGCACUUUAUAGGUAGGAGCCUCUUUGAAACACAGCUCUGUAUGAAGUUUUGUCUUUAAAAAGAAGGAACAAACUUUUAAUCGCGAUUAAUUAAUCGCAAUUUCAAAAUGUGCGAUUAAUUAGUUACAUUUUUUUAAUCGAUUGACAGCCCUAAUAUAUAUAUAUAUAUAUAGCGUCUUUAUACUAUCCAAGCUAACGAUGUGAUCUGCCUCAUAUUCAGUGUGCCUUUUAAAAAAAUAGAUUUAGACGGGAAACAAGUGCAAUUAGUAUUAAUGUUGAAAAUUAAACUAUGAAUAAAUGAUGUCAUUGCGUGUUUAUUGAAGUGUUUUUGAAAAGAUUUUGGUCAUCAUUUUAUUUUUUUCUUCCAAUAAACAAUCGGAGGUCUUCUCCCUGCAUCCUC